Talaromyces atroroseus is the source of this 609-nucleotide messenger RNA. RefSeq lists its product as hypothetical. The transcript has a single exon. Bases 1 to 609 code for a protein of 202 amino acids. The record is from RefSeq and is a predicted model, not a curated record. Lineage: Eukaryota; Fungi; Ascomycota; Eurotiomycetes; Eurotiales; Trichocomaceae.
AUGUCUCACUCCGGCCCCAAUCCCUUACCUCCAACGCAAAUACUCACAUCACGAUCUACCUCGCAAUCCGCCGCUCUCGACUUCCUCAAAGCCUACCUUGUCCGAGCCGUCAAUGACCCUUCUCUACAACCCAGUGCGAUGAUCACCGAACACGGACCCAUCUCGCGCACAACAGCUGCUGCUCCUAACCUGACGCUGCACAAUCUCAAGCGAGUCCAGGCGGGUCUCGCAGGUGAGAUAUUGGGUCGCGACCUGACGUUGAAUACAACAAGUUCUAGUGCUGCACAGUCCCGCGGAACGAAGACGGCAAAUGGUGAAACAAAUGCUGCUGAUGGCAAUAAUAAUAAUAAGGACGAGCAAUGGGAGGACAGAGAGAAAUGGGAAUUGGAACAAGCGGGCACCGUUACGGGCGGGGAUGGGACUGAGGAAUUACUUAACAAUGCCGCGGGAGAGGAAAUUGAAGUUGAUGAGAAUGGGAUGCCGAUUUCUGGGGUCAUUGAUAAAGAAGAGCGCAAGCGGAGAAAGAAGGAGAGGAGACAGGCCGAGAGAAAGGCUAGAAAAGAACAGGCAAAAGAAGCAGGCGAGGAAGAAAUGGAGAUGAGUGAAUAG